UCAGGCUUGAGAAGAGGCCAGGGGACCCCGAUGUGACCUCCCGCAGGGGAGCUGUGGCUGGGCCCUUGUAGGGGGAGGGGAGGGGAGGCUUUAGAAGGAAGAAAACGCACAUGAGGUUGCUGAUUCUCACUGGAGAAUGGACUUUGGGAGGCUGUCCAGGCCCCCCCACCGGCCUUUACUCCCCCACCCCCUGCUCCGGGGGGACUGGGUCACUCUGGACCUUGCUACUUCCUGCUCCUGGCCGCCACUGCUGGGAGACGAUGGAGCAGUGGAGGCAGCUGAGGCAGGCGGGACUGGUGCCCCCGGGACUGGGCCCACUGCCACGUGCCCUGAGGGGGGUCCCCCCAGUGGGAAGGGCUGGCCAGGCCCUCAUGUCCUUGGGGGCAGACACUGGAGGUGCCAGGGGGAGUCUGCUGUGGAUCUGGGAGGAGCUGGGGAACCUCCGCCAAGUGGACAUCCAGCUGCUGGGCCAGCUGUGCCGCCUGGGGCUGGAGAUGGGGACCCUGAGGGAGGAACUGGUCGCCUUACUGGAAGAGGAGGAGGAGAGCCUGGAGGAAGAGGAGGAGAAGCCUGAGAGGAAGCAGGAGGAAGGACACCAGGCCGCCUCCUGCCCAGCCCCAUACCGCCACCUCCCCGACUUUGAAAUGACGAUCUGAGUGCCUGCCCUGAUGCUUCCGAAUGAGAUGCAAAUUUACACAAAGAGGAGGGGGCAUUUGCAGGUGAAAUCAACCUGUUAACAGUCGAUUUGGAAUUGCCCCGUAUUCCCUGAGCAAGUGCUUUCUCUUUAGAUGUCUGAGAUGAGACUGAGGCGCUGGCCUGCGGGCUGUUGGCUGGUUUGCAGAGAGGCUGUAGGUAUGUGUGCACACGAGCCGCAGCGAGGAUGCAGGGGGAUGCGGGUCUCUGCAAAUAGGACGGGAUGCUUGCAGAUAAGGUUUUAGGUCAAGGCUGUCCAUUAUGGUCGCCGCUGGCCGCACAUGGCUACUGAGUACAUGUGGAUCUUCUGAACUGAAGUGUGCCGUCAGUGUAACAUACAUGCCGAAGUUCCAUGGCUUAGUUGAUAAAAAGAAUAUAAAACAUUUCAAUAAUCUUAAAAAGAAUUAUAUGUUAAAAUGAGAAUAUUUUGAGUAUAUUAGGAUAAUUAAACUAUUACUAAAACUAAUCUCACCUGUUCAUUUAAAAAAAUUUUGUGCUGAUAAAAUGUACCAUUUUAAUCAUUCUUAAGUGUACCAUCCAGGAGUGUUAAGCUCAUUUGCAUUUUUUGUGCAAACAUUACCACCACCCAUCUCCAGAACUCAUUUCAUUUUACAAAACUUGAAGCUGUACCUAUUAAACAACCCCGUAUUCCCUCCUCCGCAGCCCCUGGCAGCCCCAGUUUGCUUUGCAUCUCGAUGAAUUUGCCUACUCAAGGGACCUCACAUAAGGGGGAUCAUACAGUACAAGUCUUGUGUGGCUUAGUUCACUGAGCAUAAUGUGUUCAGGUUUCAUUCAUGGUGCAGCAUGUGUCAGUCUUUCCUUCCCUUUGGGGCUGAAUAAUAUUCCAUUGCAUGUGCCUACCACGUUUUGUUUACUUAUUCAUCUGUUGAUGGACACGUGGGUUGUUUCCACCUUUUGGCUACUGUGAAGAACAUUGCUAUGAACAAGGUUGUACAAAUACCUGUUUAAGUCCUGGCUCCAAGGCUUUGGGGCAUAUACACAGAAAUGGAACUGCUGGAUCUUAUGGUAAUUCUAUACUUAGCUUUUUGAGGAACCUCUGAACUCUUUCCCAAGCAACUGGUACCAUUUGACAUUCCCACCAGCAAUGCACAGGGGGUUCAAUUUCUCCACUCUCUGCCAACACUUUUUUUCUGUUUUGUUUUCUUCCUUUUUUUCUCAUCCUAAU
Manis javanica (Malayan pangolin) is the source of this 1879-nucleotide messenger RNA. RefSeq names its product glutamate rich 4 (gene ERICH4). NCBI's taxonomy places the organism in Eukaryota, Metazoa, Chordata, Mammalia, Pholidota, Manidae. The record is from RefSeq and is a predicted model, not a curated record.